This is a messenger RNA of Talaromyces stipitatus ATCC 10500, 1441 nucleotides long. RefSeq names its product alpha-1,3-mannosyltransferase (Alg3), putative. The transcript is spliced from 3 exons. Gene Ontology annotation, cellular component: endoplasmic reticulum. Gene Ontology annotation, molecular function: dol-P-Man:Man(5)GlcNAc(2)-PP-Dol alpha-1,3-mannosyltransferase activity. NCBI's taxonomy places the organism in Eukaryota, Fungi, Ascomycota, Eurotiomycetes, Eurotiales, Trichocomaceae. The record is from RefSeq and is a predicted model, not a curated record. Bases 33 to 1280 code for a protein of 415 amino acids.
GAACAGACAGUGAGGAACUCAAUCUCGCAGCAAUGACGAUCAGCAAUACGAUUGUCGAUAUAUUAACCAAUCCAAAGCAUUCACUAUGGAUUGCACCACUGCUCGUAGUAGCAGACGCAGUGCUCUCUGCACUUAUUAUUAAGAAAGUGCCUUACACAGAAAUAGACUGGACAACCUACAUGCAACAAAUCGCACUAUACCAAGCAGGCGAACGUGAUUAUACCGCAAUCAAAGGCGACACUGGCCCUCUCGUCUACCCCGCUGCACACGUUUAUAUCUAUUCAUUCCUAUAUGAAUUAACAAAUAAGGGACAGGACAUCGUCCUGGGACAGGUAAUUUUCGCCGGAAUCUAUAUAACUACAUUAGUCGUUGUCCUGUCCUGCUACAUCAGAGCCGGUGCGCCGCCAUAUCUACUUCCACUGCUGGUGCUGUCCAAAAGACUACACAGCGUUUAUAUGCUGAGAUUGUUCAACGAUGGAAUUGCGACCUUUGCUAUGUGGUUGGGUAUUUUCCUGUUUCAACGACGGCAAUUGACUGCCGCGACUACGGUGUGGUCUCUGGGAGUGGGAGUUAAAAUGUCUUUGUUGUUGCUUGCUCCUGGAGUUGCUAUUGUAGUAGCUUUGUCAGGAGGGAUUUGGACAGCUGUACCGCUUGCUCUUAAUGCGAUUUUGACACAGGUGCUACUUGGUAUACCGUUUCUACGAGAAAACGCCAUUGGCUAUGCUUCGCGCGCAUUCGAGCUAACCAGACAAUUCCUCUAUGAAUGGACAGUCAACUGGCGUUUCGUGGGCGAGGAAGUUUUCGAGUCGCCUAUCUUCUCAAUCAACCUUCUCGUUCUGCAUGUUGUUCUCAUCCUCGCUUUCCUUGCUACCAGAUGGAUCCGCCCCUCCGGCGAAGAGCUUGAUUUUUUCGCCCAGAAAUUCAUUGAAGGUCGUUCGACACGACAUCCUUUAUCCAGCAAAUAUAUCACCACCACCCUCCUCACAUCAAUGGUCAUAGGAAUGCUGUGCGCAAGGUCGCUGCAUUAUCAGUUCUAUGCGUAUCUCGGCUGGACGACUCCAUUCUUGCUCUGGCAGGCGAAACUUCAUCCGGUCUUGAUAUAUGCAGUGUGGGCGAUGCAGGAAUGGGGCUGGAAUGUGUUUCCCAGCACUAAUGCUAGCUCUGCUGCUGUUGUUGCCUGUUUGGCUGUGCAGGUCGUGAUGCUCUUGUUGAAUGAUGACUCGUCCCAGGGUCUGUCAGAAGAUAUCAAGAAAUCGGUGGGAGAACAAAAGACAAAGUAAUGGGCGUCUGAGCAUUGUUUGGAAAGUUUCAAGUUGUCGUGAUGCCAUAGGUGUUUAGUUCGUGAAAUGUUUAUAUGUUGCGUAAUUUACUCAUCGUCCUCCUCGUCAGAAGAAGGCAUCUUGCCUACUCUGGAUUCUUCUUCAUCCUCCGAGUCCGAAGG